Messenger RNA from Misgurnus anguillicaudatus (oriental weatherfish), 8064 nucleotides. NCBI's taxonomy places the organism in Eukaryota, Metazoa, Chordata, Actinopteri, Cypriniformes, Cobitidae. The record is from RefSeq and is a predicted model, not a curated record.
AUGAAAAAACAAUCACUGACUCACUCUUUUCUGCUGUCAUAUUCCUCACCAACAAAUUUGUUGGGAAGAGACUUGCUAGUGAAACUUGGAGCUGAAAUCCUAUGCAGCCCGGAGGGGAUUAUAGUAACUAUGAAAAAUGGUAUCACCAUGAACUGUUCCAUCACGACCACAAUGAGAACGCAUGGACAAUGGUUACUUUCUGCAAACACCUCUCCACAGGGAGCUGACAUUUACUGGGGGAGGGUGCUUCUGGGGGACACAAGGGACACCCUGAAUGAUCUGUACUGUCAAUGGGAACCUUGGAUAUUAUCAUUAGCACCAUACACUCAGCUAAUAGAUCCAUUGCAUGUCACUUUGUUUUAUGAUAGAACACAAGAGUACUGGUACCAAGAACAAUUUGAUAACAUCGCAGGAGAACAAUGGGAAAUUUGUGGGGCAGGAAUAAUGAUAGGCAAAGAGGGAGUGGCAGCUAUAGUAGAACUUACCCCCGAACAGGAACAAUGGUAUAGAAUGAGGGAAGAGGCAUCACCCCAUAUAUCAUUAUUAGUACAUCCCCAACACCAAGCUAAAGAUCUAGGACCAAUGGUAAAGAAGGGAAUAAAUUUAACAGAUUGGAGGGAAACCCAACUUCCUGGUGUAAAAUAUUCACCUAGCUCAGGGUAUUAUUUGAUCACACAAGAAACAAAAGACACCGUAGUGUUGGAACACGAAUGGCUCACAAGAUGGCAUGGUAGGGAGAAAAGUGAUCAUGAAGAUGCUGAAACAAUGUUGAAAAGUUUGCCCGAUCAAUUAUGGACACAGAGUCCCACAGAUGUAGGGUUUUGUAAAAAUUACCCAGAAAUUUCGUUCGAGCUGACAUGUGAUGAUCCAAUUUGGAGGCCUCAAUACAAGCACAAACCAAAGGCAGAGGAAGGGAUCAGAGAUACCAUUGAAGGUUUGUUAACCGCAGGGGUUUUAGAGUAUGCUGAUUCCAAUUGGAACACACCCAUUCUGCCUGUGGAAAAACAAAACACAGGAAAAUUCAGAAUGGCACAUGAUUUGAGAACAAUCAAUCAAAUCAUUAAAACUCCAACUUUACCUGUUCCAAAUCCAUACACUUCUCUGAAUGAAAUCACUCAAAAUCAAUCAUGGUAUACUUGCAUCGAUCUCGCUAAUGCUUUCUUCUGUUUACCUCUUGCAGAGCACUUAAGAGAUAUUUUCUCCUUCACCUACAGGGGGCGACAAAUAAGAUAUUCCCGCAUUCCCCAGGGAUUCAUUUUAUCCCCUGGGAUAUUUAACCAGGCACUGAAAGAUAUGUUACAGGGAGUGAAUUUGCCGGAGGGCACGACUCUCAUUCAGUAUGUAGAUGAUUUGUUACUGGCCGCAGAAACAGCAGAGCAAUGUAUCCAGGCCACACAUGAAGUGCUCAAAAGACUGUAUGAACAAGGCUUCAAAGUGAACAAGAGCAAAUUACAGGUAUGUAGAAGGGAAGUUACUUUUCUAGGAAGAGUAUUGUCAGCACAGGGAUCAGGAUUGUCCAGCCAACAUCGAACCUCAAUUUUGCAACAUGCCAAACCAAUUACAGUAAAAGAUAUGUUAUCAUUUCUUGGCCUGGCAGGGUUUAGCAGGAAUUAUAUUCCAGCAUAUGCAGAGCUGACACGCCCACUAAGGGAAAUGGUUAGGAAGGCAGGGCCAAGGGAACUAAAAGCAAAGUUAGCAUGGGACACAGAGACAGAAAAAGCAUUCAUAGAUGUGAAGAGCAGUUUAUCCAUGGCAGCAGAUUUGGCAAAACCAGAUUAUGACAAGCAAUUUUUCCUAGAUGUUUCACAGGGUAAGACUACAGUAAACGGAGUGUUGUUCCAGAAAGAUCAGGGUAAUCGGAUAGUUCUUAUGUACAUCAGCAUUUCACUGGAUAACAUUGAGGUAAGAGAACACCCAUGUACCAGAUAUGCAGCAGGACUGGCAAAAAUUGUGGACAAAGUUGGGCACAUAGUGCAGGGACAUUGUUUAACAGUUCUCACGGCACAUUCAGUGGUAGCUUAUGUUAAUUCAGCAUCAUUUACACUUUCCACUCUGAGACAAAGACGGUUGGAAAACUGUCUCACACAACCAAAUCUGGUUUUCACACAUGAGGGCAUAAACAUGGCCUCAUAUUGGACAGAAGGAGAACCCCAUGACUGUUGUAUGACCGUGGAAAGGGAAGAGAAAAUUAGACCAGAUUUGUUGACACACAUCAUUACGGAGGGAGUUAUGGUGUUUUCAGAUGGAUGUUUUUUCAGAGAUUCGAGUGGAACACUGAGGUCAGGAAUAGGUAUUGCAGCACUGCAAGAGGAAGAGAUUGAAAUAUUGAUAGCAGAACCUUUACAGGGACAUCAGUCAGCUCAGAGAGCAGAAAUUGUGGCAAUGACAAAGGCGCUAGAGUGGGGAGAAGGAAAAAUAAUCAACCUUUUUAGUGACUCUGCCUAUGCAGUGGGUGCAGUUGUAACAGAAUUACCUAAGUGGAAAAGAUGUGGUUUUAUGGCAGCUAACAACAAACCUAUUAAACAUCAGGAAGACAUCAUAGCAUUAGCAGCAGCUAUUUUGAAACCCAAGCAGGUGGCAAUCAUAAAAUGUAAAGGUCAUGAUAACAGUAACUCAGAUGCGGCACAGGGUAACCGGAUAGCCGACAUGGCGGCAAAGCAAGGUGCAGGGUACGUCACACAAAUGGUGUUACAAGAUGCAGAACAGGAAGGUAACAAUAACAUUUUAUCUGACCCAGACAUAGCAGUAGAGCAACAUAAAGCAUCACCUGAGGAAAAGUCUAUGUGGCUUCAAAAGGGGGCGGUACGUUUGAACAACGGCUGGGUAGGACCGGACGGUAAACCAGUUAUUCCACCUAGUAUGAUAAAACCCCUUAUCACUCAGGCACACACCCCCUCACAUGUUGGAAUCAAACAAACCAUUUCCAAUCUUAACCAGUGGUGGCACCCAUACCUGGCUGCUACAGUUAAAGAAUUUAUCGCUAACUGCAGGGUGUGCUCCAUACACAAUGUACGUGCUGGAGUGAAAUGUGCCCCAGGUGUCUUCCCGCCACGGGGACCUGGUGAGGAAGUGGUUAUCGAUUACACAGACAUGGGGGACAGAGUGGAAGGUAAACGGUAUCUUUUGGUUUUCGUGGAUGUGUUUUCAGGUUGGCCAGAGGCGUGGCCCACGGGGAAGGAAGAUUCGAUUUCGGUGAUUAAGUGUUUGAUUAACCAAUAUAUUCCGCGUCACGGUUUUCCACGAAUUAUUCGCUCAGACAACGGUACACAUUUUAAGAAUACAGAUUUGCAAAAGGUUGAGAGUGCACUGGGAUUACGCUUCCGUUUCGGUACCGUAUACCAUCCUCAAUCACAGGGUAAGGUCGAACGCAUGAAUCUCACGCUGAAAACAAAAAUCGCCAAAAUCUGUACACAGAUGAAAGUGAACUGGGUAACGGCGUUGCCUUUGGCACUUUUGUCUGUACGAUCGUCCAUUAACCGCAUGACGUCAUUCACACCGUUCGAACUUUUGACAGGUCGCUCAUUUCCUGGUCCGUUCAACCCAGUGCACCCUGAACCGAUUAAUGAUCUUGAUCACAGAACGUACUUUACCAAGCUGAAUGUUCUUGUCUCAAGCUUUUCCAAACAGAAAACCAUCUCCCCGGCCCAUCCAGACGCAGAAAUCACUCCAUCGGCAGAGUGGGUGCUUCUCAGGGUGUUUAAGCGGAAGUGGAACGAACCUCGUUGGACUGGGCCAUACAGAGUGACUGAGCGCACAACACAUAGUGUCAGAGUAGCUGGUAAAGGUGACACUUGGUUCCAUUGGUCUUGUUGUUCCCCUAUUAACCAACCAGAAAGAUCGUUGGAUACGGUAAGAUUGGACCUGCAGGAACUGCAGGACCAAAAGGGGGAAUCCAACACAGGGGAACAACAACAGGUUGACAUUUCACAACAGCAGGUUGACAUUUCCCAAAAGAACACAAAACUAACACUCAAAGAACUAAAGGGGGACUUAUUCAACAGUCCAGAACAUGAAGCAUUAGCUCACUGCAUUAGCAAAGAUUGUGCAUUUGGGAAAGGAAUAGCAUUGGAAUUCAGAAAAAGAUAUGGAGUAGACAAAGUAGUUAGACAACAGAAAGUGGUGGGACAGUGUGCGGUAACACAGGAAGGGCAAAGAACAAUCUUUCACCUGAUAACAAAAGAGAAAGCCAAAGAUUUGCCAACAUACGACACAUUGAGACAGGCAAUAAAGGAACUCAAAAAACACUGUGAAGAACAAAGAGUAAAAAAGUUGGCUAUACCCAGGAUUGGGUGUGGUUUGGACAGACUAGAGUGGGAAAAAGUAAGGGAUGUAAUCAAAGAAGAGUUCCAAAACACAGACAUAAUCAUUACUGUGUAUGUAAGGGAAUAAUAAGUGGAAAAAGAGGAGAUUGUGAUUUUCAAACAUUUUACAUUUUGACAUUUUGAAAGUUUUAAAUAUUUUACAUUUUAGCAUUUUAUGAUUUUCAUUUCACCAGUUUAUGUUUUUUCAAAUAUUUUACAUUUUGAUAUUUUGAUAUUUUUACAUAUUUUACAUUUUGAUAUUUUGAAAGUUUUAAAUAUUUUACAUUUUAACAUUUUAUGAUUUUCAGAUAUCGUACAUUUUAUACUUUGAGAUUUUUCACAUAUUUUACAUUUUACCAUUUUAUGAUUUUUAAAUUUUUUAAAUUUUUCUAUUUUGAGAUUUUUCAAAUAUUUUACAUUUUUCUAUUUUCAGAUUUCACAUUUAGAGUUUACUAUUUUUUAUUAUUUUAUGAUUUUUAAAAUUUUUACAUUUUUCUAUUUUGAGAUUUUUCAAAUAUUUUACAUUUUUCUAUUUUCAGAUUUUAAGAUUUCACAUUUAGAUAUUUUAGAACUUUCAAGUAUAUUAUAGUUUGCUUUUUUUUGGUGAUUUUUAAAGGUGUUACAUUUGACCAUUCUUAUGAGUUUCAAGUAUUUUACAUGUUACGAUUUUUGAGAAUUUCAAAGAUUUCAUAUUUUUUCUACAUAUUGUGAUUUUCAAGGGUUUUACAUUUUACAAUAUUUUAUGAUUUUUAAAGGACUUACAUUUAAUAUAUAUCCUUUUGUGAGCAUCGUUGAAGAUAUUUGAUAACAUUUGGCAAUUUUCAUAUAUGCCUUUAGGAGUAUUUUUGAAGACCAUUGUUUUACAUGUUAUGGAUUAUUUUACGAGGGCAUUUUGAAGAUAUCUUACAAUAAUUUUUGAGUUCUUUUGAUAUAGAGUUGUGUUUUACAGUUUAAUUUUAACGUGUGUGUUUCAAAGUUAUUUUACAUCCAGUUUAACUAUAUUUUACAGCUCUCAUACAUAUUUUAACAUCUAUUGUGUGAUUCUUUAUUGUUGUUGGAUGUUUUCACAGUUCUGUCCCAUUAGUUGACAGUUUUCAGUAGAAGGACAAUUAACCGAUUGUCGUAGAAUAUUGUGAGGCCAAAAAGGAUUACGUAAAAAUGUAUUUGCGUACUUGCGGUAGCGGCGGUUUGAUUUAAAAAAAAUAAAUAAAUAAAAAUAAUAAUAAAAAUAAAAAAAAAUAAUUAUAAAAAUAAAUAAUAAUAAAAAAUAAAAAUAAAAUAGGUAAAUAAAUAAAUAAAUAAAAACUUUGGAGAGCAAAAAUGAAGAAGAUAGGAAUAUUACUGGUAACCACCUUUAUAGGGAUAACCAGCGGAAUGUUGUCCAUAGAAAUAGAUCCGGAAACUAAACAAACAAUCUAUUUUGAUUUAUGUAAAGUAAUCGAGUGUGGAAACGAUGAGGCAGCAUGGCGAAGACAUGAUGUGUACGGUUGUCAGUGGCCCUCAAACGAAAAGUCAAGUGCGCCUUUCUGUCACUCGUGGAAAUUUGACGUACAUUGGUAUACUCAACCAGGUUGGGUGCCGCAAUCUCCGUUUUUCAGUAAAGCAACUAAAUCAAUUGAACGGUACAAAUUUAUAAGGAGCAUGACAUUUAGAAGAGGUGUAGGAGUAAACGGGGCAGGAAUAAAUCCGAUAGUAAUUGGGAUACCCCCGUCGAAAAAUGGUUACCGAUGUGGAUAACAAUAGGAGUAGACCUCACAGGGAAAGACCCAAAAGGGGUACUGGAGAUAAAAGCAAAGAAAGUAAGAGUGGGGGAGAGCCUGGCUGAAAAAGUAGAGAAGCUCAAGGAUGAUAAAGAGGCGGUGGUAGCAUUCAUAGCCACAGAUGAGUUAAUAAAUGAGGAAGAGCAAUGGGCGAUGGAGACAGGUUAUCAGGAAGAGAAUAAGUGGUUGGAUUGGGCGAGGUAUACGGCCAGACAGGUAGGUGUGACAGAGUGCUUUGUUUGUGCUGGAGCAAGACCUAGGUUAGCGACCGUACCAAUACAAGAUAGAAACUGGACAUGCAUGGUAAGUUUAUUUAAUAAAGAGAUAGCAGGGUGUGAAGAAUAUGAGAGAGAAUUCCCGCCAACGGACAGGGCAAUACCACCUGGGGUACAGGUACAUAAGGGGAAACUAUACUUGUUUUAGGAAUGAGGAAAACCUAGGGGUGAAUAGAGGAACGUUUGAGAAGGGAUGGUGCAAAGAUACAAUAUUAAUUACAGACACAAUAUGGGCAAGGGAAUUGGCUAAUCAAAAUAGAUACAGGGCAGACAUAUGGUGGUUAUGUGGAGACAGGAAGUUGCGGAGUAAGUUGAGAGGAUCCUGGAAAGGAGAAUGUACGUUGGUAAGAUUGAUAAUGCCGUUCACAAUUAUAAAAACCAUGGAACAGGAAAAUAAACACAGACGUAAGAGAGAUGCGCCUGGAGGAGCAUUCGACAAUAGAGUAUGGAUAGAUGGGGUAGGGGUACCAAGAGGCGUGCCGGACGAGUUUAAGGCCCGAGACCAAAUCGCAGGCGGGUUUCGAGUCCAUCAUUUUCUGGUGGUCAACGUUGAACAAAAAUGUAGAUUGGAUUAAUUACUUAUACUAUAACCAACAAAGAUUCGUGAACUUUACAAUUGACGCGGUAGAAGGGAUAAAACACCAGUUGGGUAACACUUCAUUGAUGACGCUGCAAAAUAGGAUCGCGCUUGACAUGCUCCUAGCGGAACGCGGAGGUGUUUGUUCCCUUAUAGGUUCCGGAUGCUGCACGUGGAUCCCUAAUAACACCGCGCCCGACGGCUCCAUCACUAGGGCGCUAAACGGGUUAAAAUCGCUGCAAAAAGAAUUGGCGGAAAACUCCGGAAUCGAUAACCCAUUCAAUAGCUGGAUGACAAAAUGGUUUGGGCAAUACAGUGCGCUGAUCACUUCAUUAUUAAUGUCCAUCGCAGUGGCCGCGGCGAUACUUGUAACCUGCGGGUGUUGUUGUAUUCCAUGUAUCAGAUCUUUGUGUAACAGGUGGAUCGUAAAGACGGUGGAGGGAAAGGAUUCUCCACCGUAUCAGAUGCCACUGCUGGGAGCAGUAGGGCUAAACGAGGAGGAACCAAAGGAGGAGGAGUCAGAGGUUGAUCUCCUGUAAAGGAGAUCAAAAGGGGGAAUGAAGGAAAAUUAAUACAUCCCCACAUCCGCAUAUCCUUGCAAUAUGAAUAUUAUCCUUGCUUUGAAUAAUCAUGAUUUUAUUAUUGCAUUAUUAAUGAUUGCAUUGCCUUUAAUCAUAAAGAUUUUAAGAAUAGCUUUAGAAUAUUAACCUUUAGAAUAUAGUAUUAAAGUUAGAAUAGUCUAGCAUGCUUAGAGAUAAGAUUCCAUUGCAUAUGACUCUAAAAGGUCAUGUCUGCAGAUUUUGGAGGCUUGCAGUCUUGUGUGGUAUGUAUGUAUGUGUGUUUUUUUAACUUUUACUUUGCAGAGCCACCUGGGGAAACGAGAAACAGGAUGUCGGGGCGACAGGGUGAACUAAAGGUCAAUGUUGUAUAUAGCAGCAUGAACUUCUUAGACAGAAGUAAAACUUUCCAUCGAACGGGCCCCCACCCAACUACACAUAUAUAUUUUUGGGGUCAGAGGGAAAGGCAGAUCAGAUCAACCGCUCCUCGGGGGACCUGAUUCUGCAUUGGUGUUGUGUAAAGAUAGGGACAGUUUUGACCCAGAGCUCUGUAAUACUUCAUUUGAGAUACUUAUUAAAAAUAAUUUGAUUUGA